Messenger RNA from Labeo rohita (rohu), 1091 nucleotides. It is a transcript of the gene kctd20, whose product is annotated as potassium channel tetramerization domain containing 20. Gene Ontology annotation, cellular component: cytoplasm. Gene Ontology annotation, molecular function: protein binding. The record is from RefSeq and is a predicted model, not a curated record. Lineage: Eukaryota; Metazoa; Chordata; Actinopteri; Cypriniformes; Cyprinidae. Bases 81 to 1091 code for a protein of 336 amino acids. The transcript is spliced from 8 exons. Gene Ontology annotation, biological process: positive regulation of phosphorylation.
UUGUCUCUCGCGUCUCCGGGAUCUUCGUGCAGGAAGAUUCUCGAUGUUUUGAACGCAGACUCUCCGGUGUCCAAAAGAUCAUGACUGAGGAGCAUGCAACAAACGGUACAACCCUGUCCCAAUCAGACCGCAGGAUGACUGUAGGAGCAGAAGGUGGGGCUGAUGUCACAAAGGCACAAUUUCGCCCUUUAUCACAUGACCGGGUUACAUUAGUAGUGGACGGUACUCAUUUUGUAGUGGAUCCUGCGGUAUUCACAGCUUACCCAGAUACGGUGCUUGGGAGAAUGUUCGGUCGAGCGCGCCAGCACAGUUUCACGCGACCAAAUGCUAAAGGUGAAUAUGAAAUCGCUGAAGGCAUUGGUGCCAACAUCUUCAGAGUCAUAUUGGAUUAUUACCGUGUCGGCGUGCUGCACUGUCCAGAGGGCGUGUCUUUGGCGGAACUACGUGAAGCGUGUGAUUAUCUGUGCAUAAACUUCGACUACAGCACCGUUAGAUGCCGAGACCUUAGUGCUCUCCUGCACGAGCUGUCCAAUGACGGCGCUCGGCGGCAGUUCGAGGCGUUCCUGGAUGAGCUGUUGCUUCCGGCAAUGGUCGCGAGUGCUCAGGAAGGAGAGCGAGAGUGCCACAUCGUGGUCCUCACGGAUGACGAUACCGUAGACUGGGAUCAUGACAAUCCUCCGCCGAUGGGAGAGGAAAGCUCGCAAAUCCUCUACAGCACCAAACUGUACCGUUUCUUCAAGUUCAUCGAGAACAGAGACGUCGCGAAAGCUCUGCUGAAAGAGCGAGGCCUGAAAAACAUACGCAUCGGGAUUGAGGGAUACCCCACCUGUAAAGAGAAAGUGAAGCGGCGUCCAGGCGGCAAAUCCGAGGUCAUCUACAGCUACGUCCAGCGUCCCUUCAUCCAGCUGUCCUGGGAGAAAGAGGAAGGGAAGAGCAGACACGUGGACUUCCAGUGCGUCCGCAGCAGAAGCGUCCCGAACCUCAUCGCUGCCAUGGGGGAGGGGCCUACACGGGCUGGGGCCACGCCCACUCCGCAGGUCGACGAGCUAGAUCGGCUGAACGGCCCCGCCCCUCCUGAGCUCAACCAAUGA